Molecule: messenger RNA, 1699 nt
Organism: Globicephala melas (long-finned pilot whale)
Lineage: Eukaryota; Metazoa; Chordata; Mammalia; Artiodactyla; Delphinidae
Gene: DOK4
Product: docking protein 4
Biological process (GO): cell surface receptor protein tyrosine kinase signaling pathway; positive regulation of MAPK cascade; Ras protein signal transduction
Cellular component (GO): cytoplasm
Source: RefSeq, a predicted model, not a curated record
CGCCGCCCCGCCGGCCGCGCCGUGACGCGGGCAUGAGUCUGGCCCGCCGCCCGCCGAGCCAGCGCCCCCAGCAGGGGCCGCGGCGCCCAGGAAGCAGCACCCAGACGAGCUGCUGAAGAGUUCCAGGGGCAGAGAGCAGGGCCUGAGUGGGCUUGAGGUGACGAUUCUCAGCCUCUUGCCUGGAGCUGAGGAGAACCAGUUUUACUUCCAGCAGGCUCUGGGCGAAAGAGCUGCUAGAACAAUGCUGAGGCAGCCCCGACGGAGUAUCUCGAACAGGUGAUCGGAGGAGCCGGGAAACCGAGGCCACCUGGGCAUCCCUCCCCUCGCCUGGGCCGGCCAGAGCCUCAAAGACGGUGGAGAAACCAUGGCGACCAAUUUCAACGACAUCGUCAAGCAGGGCUACGUGAAGAUGAAGAGCAGGAAGCUCGGGAUCUACCGGAGGUGCUGGCUGGUGUUCCGGAAAUCCUCCAGCAAGGGGCCCCAGCGGCUGGAGAAGUAUCCAGAUGAGAAGUCAGUGUGCCUCCGAGGCUGCCCCAAGGUGACAGAGAUCAGCAACGUCAAGUGUGUCACACGGCUCCCCAAGGAGACCAAGAGACAAGCAGUGGCCAUCAUAUUCACCGACGACUCGGCACGUACCUUCACCUGUGACUCAGAGCUGGAGGCAGAGGAGUGGUACAAGACUCUGUCUGUGGAGUGCCUGGGGUCGAGGCUCAACGACAUCAGUCUGGGAGAGCCGGACCUCCUGGCCCCAGGAGUGCAGUGCGAGCAGACAGAUCGCUUCAACGUCUUCCUGCUGCCCUGCCCCAACCUGGAUGUGUAUGGCGAGUGCAAGCUGCAGAUCACCCACGAGAACAUCUACCUCUGGGACAUACACAACCCCCGCGUGAAGCUCGUCUCGUGGCCCCUCUGCUCCCUGCGCCGCUAUGGCCGGGAUGCCACACGCUUUACCUUCGAGGCUGGCCGGAUGUGUGACGCUGGGGAAGGGCUCUACACCUUCCAGACGCAGGAUGGGGAACAGAUUUACCAGCGGGUCCACAGUGCCACCCUGGCCAUCGCCGAGCAGCACAAGAGGGUCCUGCUGGAAAUGGAGAAGAACGUGAGGCUGCUGAACAAGGGCACGGAACAUUACUCAUACCCCUGCACGCCCACAACCAUGCUGCCCCGCAGUGCCUACUGGCACCACAUCACCGGUUCCCAGAACAUCGCUGAGGCCUCCAGCUAUGCCGGUGAGUCACUGCUGGGCCCCACCCGCACCGGCCAGGAGGCUCUGUGGAGGACAAGGCAUGUUGGGCAGGGGCCUUCUGUCCCGGGCCCAAGGCCUCAGCCUGCCUGUGUGUCCACAGGUGAGGGGUAUGGGACGGCCCAGGCCAGCUCAGAAACGGACCUCCUCAACAGAUUCAUCCUGCUAAAGCCAAAGCCCAGCCAGGGGGGCAGCAGCGAGGCCAAGGCCCCUUCCCAGUGACGGCAGAGCUGGCACACAGAUGACCACUGGGGCUGCCUGCAGCGCGUCACGGAUGGCAUGGAGGGGCUGUGGGCCAAGAGCCUGGGGAAAGGGAGCAAGCGGUCCCUUCUUUGCCCCCGAGGGUGAGACUGGACCAAGGCAAAGGGCUGGCCAUGCCACCUGAGCAUGUGUGAGGGGCUGGAGCUACCAUGGGACUAUAUACUGUUAAUGAUUUUAAUAUAUAUGGCUUAUGAUGUA